AACAUCAGUCAGUACUUUCAACAUUGCUGACCAGCACUGGCGCCGCACACGGCCGGGGAAGAGCAUGUAGUUUCCAAAUGCCAAGUAUCUACAGUGACACCGAGGAGGGGAGGGGGAGGACGAGAGCUGAGCAGUGAGCAAUAGUUCACUGGAUGUGGGAUACCGAGUGGGAUCUGCAUCAGAACGAGAUCACACAGCAAGACAUACCAAGCGAGUGUGAGACUGACGACUGUCCAUCACUCUGAAAUAAGACAUGAAGGAUUGAUUUUUGAUUGGACGGGACCGUCAGUACAGGUUUAACGUGAGCCCUUUCAAUUUCUCAACUCAAUUUGGGUUAGCUGGGAUCAAGUCGUUGUGCCAUUUUGAAGGUCAGAGUUAUGACUUCGGUGCUUCGGCUGUGUGAUUGGGUCAUUUCUUGGAUAUCAACUGAGCUGUAACUUUGGUGGACUCGACUAUCGGAGUGACUGUAAUGCUCUGGUUCUUGAGUGGAGAAAGAGACGCGUUGAGAUCAGGAGGCACAGACAUGAUGGUACUUCUGGGCUAUUUACUUUUCUGCCUCAAGAGGAUAGAGUGGUUCUACCCGUGACAAACAAGGAGAGUGGGAAAAAAAGGAAGAAACGUGCAGCAGUUUGGCUGAAACACUGGAUUAUCUAGAAGAAAAGGACAAGUCGGAAAUCAACAAUUAUUCAAACACCUCGCACACACGGGAACUACUUGUCCGUGUCUCACGUCUCAUUUCCAGUUGGCACCGACCAUCGUUUUGGCCGGGAAUUGUCCCCUUCCUCCCGGUGCGCCUGUGUCCGAGCCGCGCUGACAGUGUGAAGCCCCUCUGGCCGUGCCCCACUGAGGCAUGAGUGUGGGAAGGGCCCACCACAAAAGCUUUGUGUCCUGUGAAGAAGAAGGCCUAAGGCCGAGUACAAUGCCUGCCGUGGGCAGCUUUGGCAAUGGAAAGAUUAACACCAGACGCAAGUACCACAGCCGGUUCGUCAGCAAGGGCGGCCAAUGCAACAUCCACUUCUCAAACAUGGAUGAGAAGUCACAGCGGUACAUAUCGGACAUUUUCACAACGUGCGUGGACGUCCGCUGGCGGUACAUGUUCCUGCUGUUUAGCCUGGUGUUUGUGGUCUCCUGGCUGACGUUCGGCCUGGCGUUCUGGGUCAUCGGCCUCCUGCACGGCGACAUGGAAAAACGCGAAGAGGGGGACAGUUUCGUUCCUUGCGUCACGCAGGUAAACACCUUCGUGGCAGCGUUCCUGUUCUCCGUUGAGACCCAGACCACCAUCGGGUACGGGGCCCGUUGCGUGACAGAGGAAUGCCCGUCCGCCGUCUUCAUGGUCGUCUUCCAGUCCAUCAUGGGCUGCAUCAUUGACGCCUUCAUGAUUGGUGCCAUCAUGGCCAAGAUGGCCAGGCCCAAAAAGCGCGCAGAGACUCUCCUGUUCAGCCACAACGCGGUCAUCGCCCUGCGUGAUGGGAAGCUGUGCCUCAUGUUCAGGGUUGCUAACCUGAGGAAGAGCCACAUCGUGGAAGCUCACGUGCGAGCCCAGCUGGUCAAGCCCCGAUACACGGAGGAGGGCGAAUACAUCCCCUUGGAUCAGCUCGACAUGAACGUAGGUUAUGACAAAGGCACGGAUCGCCUGUUUCUGGUGGCGCCCCUCACUGUCAUACACGAGAUUGAUGAAGAAAGCCCGCUGUUUGGCAUCAGUAAACAGGAUCUGACGACAUCGGACUUCGAGAUAGUCAUCAUACUCGAAGGUUUGGUGGAGGCCACGGCCAUGACCACGCAGGCGCGCAGCUCUUACCUGCCCUCAGAGAUCCUUUGGGGUCACCGCUUUGAGCCCGUCAUCUUUGAGGAGAAGAGCCAGUACCGGAUAGACUACGCCUACUUUCACAAAACAUUUGAAGUGCCGUCCACCCCCAGAUGUAGUGCCAAAGACAUGGAGGAGAGAAAAUUCCCGACACCUAGCGCCAACUCUUUCUGCUACGAGAACGAGCUGGCCUUCACCAGCAGGGAUGAGGAGGAGGAGGGAGUCGUGCCGAAGGAGGAGAACAGGAAGUACUCAUCAGAGCUAGUGAAUGAACUGAAGUCCUCUCGUAGAGAAUCAAAGAUUUGACUCGCUGGUUUUUGUUCGCUUUUAGAUGAAAAGCAAUGGAGGCGGGUAAAAAGAGCCCUAUGACGGUCACGCUGCUGACAUGAGGAUACCCGUGAAGGUGGAGACACAGUAGUACUGAUCUCCAACAGGCAAUCAGGGAGGGAACUCAUAACAUUUCCCAUUGGAUUACCACUUGCUUCCCUGGGAUGAUUAUUGACGGUUGUCAGAUGCAAAACUGUUUCAAGGUGCAGACGAUCCUGGUCGUAAAGGGCAUGAUAAUAGCAUAGUUCUGUAAGGACAUGUUGGGAAAUCUUCCGGUGAGACUAUCUGCAGGUGCGGUUCGAGGUCCUUAAAUGUACCAUUUCCAACUAAGUGUAGGCUGACAUUGACACUAUGCAGAUUUGGCUUUUUAGGGUUUUCCUCUUAAUGAUGUAACUUAUAUGAACAGUAACAACCUUCCACCUACAGCCUAUUGCCUAUGUGAUAUACUCUGUAAAAACGUACAACGUCCAGUUGUGCUCUUUCCGCCAGAAGUAAGUAAGUAAGUCUCUUUCGUUCCUGACUUGUCCUGAAUAAGCUUGUUCCAGAAAACAGAUUUGACUUCUACUGCCACUUUAACCAGGGGACAGUUUAGUCAGACAGAAUAACAUUUGUGAGUGCUACUGUUAAUAAAUUAUGAUUAUUUUAGGUUUUAUAAUGCUUGUGCCUGUACAGACAAUUGGUAAUGAUAGAUACAUUUUUUAAACAGUGUUAAUCAUACAUUUUUUGAUCAAAGCAAGAAACUGGAACUAUUCUCUUUGCUUGAUGGACUGAAAAUUAAACUACUGAAUCAAACCUC
This is a messenger RNA of Gasterosteus aculeatus aculeatus (three-spined stickleback), 2927 nucleotides long. RefSeq names its product potassium inwardly rectifying channel subfamily J member 12b (gene kcnj12b). Gene Ontology annotation, molecular function: inward rectifier potassium channel activity. Gene Ontology annotation, cellular component: plasma membrane. Gene Ontology annotation, biological process: potassium ion import across plasma membrane; regulation of monoatomic ion transmembrane transport. Lineage: Eukaryota; Metazoa; Chordata; Actinopteri; Perciformes; Gasterosteidae. The record is from RefSeq and is a predicted model, not a curated record.